This is a messenger RNA of Cyclopterus lumpus (lumpfish), 1303 nucleotides long. Its product is annotated as serine protease 27-like. Gene Ontology annotation, biological process: proteolysis. NCBI's taxonomy places the organism in Eukaryota, Metazoa, Chordata, Actinopteri, Perciformes, Cyclopteridae. Gene Ontology annotation, molecular function: serine-type endopeptidase activity. The record is from RefSeq and is a predicted model, not a curated record.
GUGAAGGAGGCACAGUGAAAAUGGGUCUCUACCAGUUUCUUUGUGGUCCAGCUGUGGUGAUGAUCAUCCUCUUCUCCGUGGGAUGUCAUUCACAGCAGCCAGUAUGUGGCCAGGCUCCGAAAAACCCCAGAAUUGUGGGAGGUCAAAAUGCGUCUCCAGGAAGUUGGCCCUGGUUUGUCAGUUUAAACAAAGCUGGCGGUCCCUUCUGUGGAGGGUCCCUAAUUAACGAUCAGUGGGUGCUGACCGCUGCUCACUGCGUACCAGGAAAUGAACUCUUUAACAUAACGACUUAUCUGGGCCGCCUCACCCAGUCGGGUCCAAAUGUUAACCUAGUGUCUCGGAAACUGAAAGAUAUCAUUUGCCAUCCUUCCUACGACUCCCAAACCAAUGAGAACGACAUCUGUCUCCUGAAGCUGUUGGCCCCGGUGGAUUUUACAGACUACAUACAACCGGUCUGCUUGGCCUCGGCAGGGAGCACGUUCCACUCCGGGGUCAGCAGCUGGGUCACUGGUUUUGGUAAUACUCAAACUGAUUCAAUUUCCGGAGCCGACGUCCUUCAGGAAGUGAAUCUACCAAUCGUUGGAAACAAUGAGUGCAAAUGCGCCUAUUCUGAAAUCACAGAUAACAUGAUCUGUGCUGGGUUGAGAGAGGGAGGGAAGGAUUCGUGUCAGGGAGACUCAGGGGGACCACUGGUGACAAAAAACGGUUUUACGUGGAUCCAAAGUGGAGUUGUGAGUUUUGGCGAGGGCUGCGCCAGGCCUAUGACUCCUGGAGGCUACACCCGUGUGUCCCAGUACCAGGACUGGAUCACCAACAUCACUGGCAGCAAUGAACCAGGCUUUGUUACCUACAGAUCCUCAGGAGUGGACAGCGACCUAAAUAGCACUUGUUCUACUAAUACCACCAAAACCACCAUGACCCCCUGGGCCAUUACCACCAAAACCACCAUGACCCCCUGGGCCACUACCACCAUGACUCCCACUGUCAAGCAGGUAACUAUUGACAGUAUAUUUGACAGCGGUGAACAGCUUAUCCGUUCCUCCCACUUCACCCCACUCUGUCUUCUAGUUAUUUCCCUCUUUGUGCUGGUUGGAGAACCAUAACGUGAAAAUGUCAGUUUCAAAGGUUUCAAAACGCAAAUAAAUGUAAAAAGAGAUUAAUCUUCAUGCAUUUCUGUCAUAAUCUCAAUUCUUCUUUUUAAUUAGCUGCACAUUUGGACGUGCCUUCUAGUUAAAGAGUGUUUUUGUAAUUUAACAGGCUAGUAAAACAUCCAUCACAUGUAUUUGUGUCGUUUAGUCAACCA